Trichobilharzia szidati is the source of this 1367-nucleotide messenger RNA. The record is from the annotation of a GenBank genome assembly. NCBI's taxonomy places the organism in Eukaryota, Metazoa, Platyhelminthes, Trematoda, Strigeidida, Schistosomatidae.
AUGUUGGUGCUUCCAGAGUUUCAGCACGGUAUCGACUUACAUGUACACUUGGACGCUGCUGCUAGACCAGAAACUCUGUAUGAACUAGCAGAAAGAGAAAGAAUAUCAAAUCUACCAAGAAAUUUAAAUGAAUUCAAAAAGAAGAUAACCCCUAAUUCCCCAUAUUCUGUCAGAGAAUUUUUCAACAUAAUUGACUACAUCAAACCACUGAUUGCUGGCAAAAAAGAUGCUCUGGCUCGUAUUUGUGAGGAAUUCGUUGAAGAUUGUGUACAGCUUGGGAGACUGUGUUAUGUAGAGACAAGAUUUUGUCCAUUCACUUUAACGGGUCGCUAUUUAGAUGCAGAAGAAGUUCUUAAAAUAGUUCUGGAGAAACUGCAAACAGCUGGGGAACGGCAUCGCUUACAAGUUCGUACUAUUUUAUCAAUUAUGAGAAAUAUGCCGGAAACAGCUAAAGAAACAUUAGAUUUGGCUAAAAAGUAUAACACGCAUGGAGUUGUUGGUAUAGAUGUUGCAGGUGAUGAUUCAGUUUUAGAAAGAAAGCCUGUACCAAAUGAAAUUAUUGAAACAUUUAAAGAAGCUAAAAAGUUUGAUAUUCAUCGUACAGUUCAUGUUGGUGAAAAUAGUUCAGCCAAUAGUGUUUAUGAAGCAGUGAAUACACUACACGCUGAACGUAUUGGUAAUGGAUAUCAUGUUGUAGACAAUGAAAAAUUGUACAAUGCACUUCUUGAUACUGGUGUACAUUUUGAGUUAUGCCCAUCGUCAAGCUUUUUAACUGGUGCAGUAAACUACAGAGAUCUACGAAAUCAUCCAAUACAUCGUUUUGUUAAAGAUGAUGCCAAUUUCUCGAUUAACACAGAUGGUCCAACAUUAACACAAAGAUGGAAUACAGAAGAGGCUACAUAUUGUAUGGAUGAAUUGGGAUUGAAAUAUGCUCAAGUGAAUGAGGCAAAUUACAGAGCAGCAAAAGCAGCCUUUCUGCCGACUGUUGAACAAGGUCUUCUAGUGUCACAUAUCACUAUCAGAACAAGAAAUAGAUAUAUAACUAUUGAUAAAUACAAAUUACGAGAGUAUUCUAGAUGAGAAAUAACUUUUUCAACACAAUACUUUCUUUAACUGAUCUAUUUUACUGGUUUGGACAUUUUAGAAAAUAUUUUCGAUAACAAUUAGAAAUUUUCUACUAUUCUUUCGAAAAUCUAUCACCGCUCGCUUAUAUACUCACUGCUUUGUUUUACUAAAGUUCUUUUAACGCUUAAAAAUGUUCACUGAUUGAUUUUUUGUUAGAACUUAUAACAAACAAACGGACAUUUUCAGAAUAUGACCUAGUAUUACUGCUUUAAUUGUUUGAAAUGCUACAUCUCAUAUCUAUA